AUGGCUAACCUAUAUGAAUUUAGAGGUUAUAAUCUUGAAGAAAAGAAAGACGUAUGCUAUGAAUGGUAUCACACCGAAAGGGUGUGUUAUUCUAUCUUGUCCAGAGAUCCAGAAUUCAAAAGUUGUUAUGUGCCUCAAAAAAUGGGACAAAUCAUGGUCACCAUGGACAGGCUGUAUGUUGCGAAAGGACAUUUCAACAUAUUUCGAUACAUCGAAAAAGUGCCAUUACCUAAGGACCAGGAGACAUACGAGAAGGCCAAGCAACAAUUGGAGGUGAUUCACCGGAACGGAAUCGUACACAGGGAUAUCAAAGAGGAUAAUAUUCUCUGUACGAAAGAAGGUCAAGUAUACAUCAUUGAUUUCGCACUAGCUAAGCCCAGUGUUAAUACUUAUGAUAGUGGACUGGAGCAACUAGACCUUCGUGCUUUAGAAUGUGUAUUUCUGUGA
Debaryomyces fabryi is the source of this 447-nucleotide messenger RNA. RefSeq lists its product as uncharacterized. The coding region runs from base 1 to 447 and encodes 148 amino acids. The record is from RefSeq and is a predicted model, not a curated record. Gene Ontology annotation, biological process: protein phosphorylation. NCBI's taxonomy places the organism in Eukaryota, Fungi, Ascomycota, Pichiomycetes, Serinales, Debaryomycetaceae. The transcript has a single exon. Gene Ontology annotation, molecular function: protein kinase activity; ATP binding.